Pygoscelis adeliae (Adelie penguin) is the source of this 1596-nucleotide messenger RNA. It is a transcript of the gene ANKRD34C, whose product is annotated as ankyrin repeat domain 34C. The record is from RefSeq and is a predicted model, not a curated record. NCBI's taxonomy places the organism in Eukaryota, Metazoa, Chordata, Aves, Sphenisciformes, Spheniscidae. The coding region runs from base 1 to 1596 and encodes 531 amino acids. Gene Ontology annotation, molecular function: protein binding. The transcript has a single exon.
AUGGAUGAGGUGACGGAGCUGGAGAUGGGGGGGAACUCCCUCCUGAAGGCAGUGUGGCUCGGCCGGCUCCGGCUGACCCGACUGCUGCUGGAAGGGGGGGCUUACAUCAACGAGAGCAACGAGAAAGGGGAGACCGCCCUGAUGGUGGCCUGCAUCACCAAGCACGUCGACCAGCAGAGCAUUAACAAGGCCAAGAUGGUGAAGUACCUGCUGGACAACAGAGCCGACCCCAACAUCCAGGACAAGUCCGGGAAAACAGCCCUCAUGCACGCCUGCAUCUGCGGCGCUGGGGGGGACGUUGUGUCCCUGCUGCUGGAGAACGGGGCAGACCCCAGCCUGGAGGACCACUCGGGAGCAUCAGCUCUGGUCCACGCCAUCAACGCCGACGACAAGGACGUGCUGCAGCACCUCCUGGAUGCCUGCAAGGCCAAAGGGAAGGAGGUGAUCAUUAUCACCAUGGACAAAUCGGCCUCUGGCACCAAGACCACCAAGCAGUACCUGAACGUUCCCCCCUCGCUGGAGUUCAAGGAGAGGGCCCCCCCUGAGGCGUGCACAGCACCCUCCAGCGCCCACCUGAAAACUCCCGUCUCAGCACCUUCCCCCGCUGAGAAGGAGAACGGCAUCUUCGGCCCACACCCAUCACACCCCGGGGACACCCCCUCUGCCAGGGCUGCCGACGAGCCCCCCUCCCCGGGACGGAGAGCUGGCAUGGCCAGGAGAGCCCGCCUGCCCCAGCUGAAACGGCUGCGGUCAGAGCCGUGGGGUCUGGUCGCACCCUCGGUCCUGGCAGCCUCCGUGCACCACGACGACACGCGGGUCUGUGUGGACGAUGAGGUGAUCAUGGGCAUCGGCGACCUCUCACUCUCCAAAAAGUCUCCACUCACCUGGAGCGGCAGCAGCAAGAGCAAGGACCCCUCUCUCUUCCCCCCGGUAGACAAGCAGGCUCUGAGGACGCUGCCAGCCCCCGGGCCACUGGCGAGGAAAGCAGCCUACGAGAAGAGCCAGACUGCCCACCAGCGCCUGCCCCGAAGGAGCACGGUCCCCGAAGAGCCAGAGAGCGUCUGCUCCGGUGCUGCUGGCUCGGCCAUGGUGAUGGAUGCGCUGCACUGGCGGAGGCUGGGCACCGAACACUACGACUGUGACCCCCAGCUUUCCGGCGUCCCCAGCCCAGCCGAGGUGGGGAAGGUGCCGUCGGAGAGGAGGAAGCUCAGUGGCUCCCACCUGGCCUUGCUGGGCGGCUCGCGGGAGUCCCUGGACAGCAUUGCCAGCACAUCACCCGGGACUGUCCGGCGCCGACCCCCUGGUUUGCUGGAGAGGCGAGGGUCCGGGACCCUGCUUCUGGACCACAUCUCCCACACAAGGCCGGGAUAUCUGCCCCCCCUGAAUGUGAACCCCAACCCCCUGAUCCCCGACAUCGGCUCCAACAGCAAAACCUCCUCCCUGCUUGCUGCUGGCUUGAAGUCCCUGGUACCCAUUGCUCCCAGCUCGCCCAGACGGGGCGACUUGAGAGCCAAAAGGAAGCUUCUCCGGAGACACUCCAUGCAAGUGGAGCAGAUGCGGCAGCUCUCUGAUUUCGAGGAAAUAGUGGCCCAGUAG